AUGGGCCCAGGCCGAUCCAGAGAGGUCUUCACCACACCCUCCUUGAUGCAAACGGAGCAUUUCAGCCGCUUCCAGCCCACCUACCCCUACCUGCCAGACAUUGACCUGCCGCCCACCAUCUGUCUUUCUGAUGGGGAGGAGCUGCCGCCCUAUAAAGGCCCAUGUACCUUACAGCUGAGAGACCCAGAGCAGCAGCUGGAGCUGAGCAGAGCAUCCAUCAGACCCCCCCCCAACAGGACCAUCUUCCACAGCGACCUGAUCCAUGUUUACGUCCACAGCGGUGGCCCUCGGCCCCCCAGCAGUAACUCUGGUGUCAGUGCCGCCGAACGCAUGGAGGGAAUGCCUCCCACCUACAGCGAGGUCAUAGGUCACUACCCAGGAUCCUCUGUGUUUCACCACCAGAACCAGUACAGCAAUAAAGAGCCGUUCGCCCAGUGGACAGGGAGCAAAGACAGGACACUGACAGACAGAGACAGGCAGAUGAGCAACGAAAGCACAACCACCACAGGCUCCUCUGGCUCUGGCAAGGUCAAGGACAAGGAGAAGGUCAAGGUCAAGGUCAAGGACAAGGACAAGGAGAAGAAUAGGGACAGACGACAGGACAAACCAGUGUGAGGGUGGUGGGGGGGGUUGUACCUGGUCUGUACCAAACAGGACCCACCCCUCUCAGCUGAAGGGGAGUGGCCUCCUCUCAGCCUUCCCCAUGCACAAUACGAAGAAACCUGAGGGGCCAAGCUUACAAACACUCUUUUUGUAUUCCUUCGUUCGGUGUUCAAGAGCUGUGGGCUUCUGCUUGAACACUAAGGCUUCGUAGCUCAUUUCUUGUUUGUUUACUUUUGUAUGCUUUUCAUUUAUUUAAAAUAAGAUUGUUGACACUGAUUUUGUUUGAAAGACUGUACCCAUUUAUAGAAGUUAUGGCUUUUAUUGUCUUUAAAAAAUAAAUAAAAAUUCYGGAUCAGUGCACAAACCUCCAAACCAAUUCAAAUCCCAAUUAGAGUGUCAUGAUUCUGCUAAAUCAAUGGGAUAUAUCAUCAGAAAUCUGAAGUUGACCUAACUCAUUGUUUAAAAGCUUCUAGUUUGAUUGUUUGUGUGGGCUCCAGACGUUUUGAACGACUGGUUAUUUUUCUGUUAUCAUCCACAACUCUGAUCCAGCCUAACGUCCCCUGAAACUAACUCCAGCACGGCAGC
Messenger RNA from Salvelinus sp. IW2-2015, 1188 nucleotides. RefSeq names its product low-density lipoprotein receptor class A domain-containing protein 4-like. Gene Ontology annotation, biological process: negative regulation of transforming growth factor beta receptor signaling pathway. Gene Ontology annotation, molecular function: R-SMAD binding. Gene Ontology annotation, cellular component: Golgi membrane; early endosome membrane. The record is from RefSeq and is a predicted model, not a curated record. NCBI's taxonomy places the organism in Eukaryota, Metazoa, Chordata, Actinopteri, Salmoniformes, Salmonidae.